AGAUAAGACAUGUCACCUUAGAGACCAUUCCUGAGUCUGUCGACAAGUUAUGUGAAGAACUGCGCGGCAAAAUGGGCUUGCGAGGAAACUUCCUUCUGCAGUUUGAAGAUCCAGACUUUGGAAAUGAGCUCUGCAAUUUGACAGAUAUCAAAGAACUACCAACGGAUCGAGCAACGCUGAAAGUUUUGAUCACAUUUUCUGAUGCUGUUUCUGACUCAACAUUGGAUACUGCAAGUUUGAGUUCCCCAAGUAACAAUUCAUCAGUGGAAUGGCCUGAUCCAUUUAUUAUCCCUGAUUUCUCCCAUGAUGUUGAACUUCAGCUGACCGCAGCUAAUGAUGCCUAUGCCAAGGAAGGAACAGUGAUGGUCGUCUCCAAGGGCGUCAAGAGUGAAAUACUGGACAAACUAGCCGAUAUGAUAUCCAAAGUCACCGCCUAUCCGAGUAAGGAACAUUACGAAAGUGUAGCCACAGCUCUUGUAGCAAAGCACCCUUGUCUCAGAGAGCUGGGUUCUGAGAAGGGAUGGUAUUGCUGGGUAUUCAGCUUGAAAUUCAAGAUGGGCAAUUACCGUCAGCGAUUGAUGGCAGCUGGAUGCCCUGAAGUUGUUGUAAAUAAGAGAAAGAGGGGACAAACAAGCAGCAAGGUGUUAAAAAAGUCAAAGAAGGGAGAGGUCCACUACUUGCCAGAUCCACCUGCAGGACAAAGCGCAUUUACAUCUGAGGAGAAUCGGAAGACCAUGCUUCUAGAGGUGCAGAAGUGUGAUCCAGACUUGCAGCUCCUGGAUGAAAUGAUGACUGCAACAUUCUCUCAGCGAAGAAAAGAAGUAAUUGGUGACGAGCCACCCGUCUCUGAACUCGUGAACAGAUGGCCUGCAUUGUUCAAUGAGAGACAGAUCAGAGCUGAGUUUGGAAGAAUAGUCACCACAGAUCUGCUGUCCUUCCUGGAGGGACUUGAUGCUUGGACGCCGAGUCUCUUGCAGUUGUGUAAAGCAGCCAUUUCAUCAAGCAGGAGGUUGACCCUUCAAAGUGUUAUGCAGUGCCUUGAGAAAGAGGACACAAAUCAGAAUAGGAGGACAGCUGUCCUUCUUGGUCUUCCAGGUUUCUUCGCAGAGGAUACUUCAGAGAUCAUCAGGAUGUGUGAUGUUCAUGGUGAAACCCUGGACGUCUUAAUGAAGGGAAUGCGUGUCGGACUUCUCAUUGGACAUGAAGGCGUUCUGCACGAUGCGUUCCCAAUGCAAGUCUUUCAUGUGGCUGUGGUGGUAGAGGAGACGAUCAUUCUUCAUGACAUACCAGAUGUGGCCACUGGUUUCGCUUUGCUAAUGGGAACAAUCUACUGCCUGAAUCUGGAGUACCCUUCUGAGAUGAAGUGCUCAUUUGAAUUCAUGCAAAGGGUCGUCAUGAAAAUAAAACCUGACCACUGUUCAGCCAGGAUACAUGGACUCAGAAACAAGCUACUGAGGUAUCGUCUAUAAACUGAAAAGGGCACCUUUAGGUGCAGUUUAUGUACCUAAGAAGGAAAAAUCGAAAACAAUACACAAUUGUUGUGUCCUCUGGAGAAGAAUAAAGAGCCUUCUGAUCCAUUCAGAACUACCGGGCCAUGUCAAACCAAAUUGAAUCACUACUAUAAAAACUGUUAGAAUAAAUGUCUGCACUUGUUUUUAUAUGUACUUUUUUGUUGUUGAAAAAAAUAACAUUGUGAAGUCUUAACUGAGGAAAGUCAGUGAAGUUCAUGUUCUGCAUUGUUCAUAACUGCGCUUGCACAGAACGACUUGAUACAAUAUUGUUAAAGCAGUGACCUUCGUGAUGUGUAAACCAAUGUCAUAGCGCUAAACCUGUUCAUAUUGAA
Messenger RNA from Notolabrus celidotus (New Zealand spotty), 1843 nucleotides. RefSeq lists its product as uncharacterized. The coding region runs from base 72 to 1469 and encodes 465 amino acids. Lineage: Eukaryota; Metazoa; Chordata; Actinopteri; Labriformes; Labridae. The transcript has 5 exons. The record is from RefSeq and is a predicted model, not a curated record.